This is a messenger RNA of Camellia sinensis, 3307 nucleotides long. RefSeq names its product pentatricopeptide repeat-containing protein At1g56690, mitochondrial. NCBI's taxonomy places the organism in Eukaryota, Viridiplantae, Streptophyta, Magnoliopsida, Ericales, Theaceae. The record is from RefSeq and is a predicted model, not a curated record. Gene Ontology annotation, molecular function: protein binding; zinc ion binding; RNA binding. Gene Ontology annotation, biological process: RNA modification.
AAAAAAAAAGAAAAAAUGAAGAUUGUCAUUUCACCCUUGUAUACUAACAAUUUUCCCACUAAAUUUGAUUGAUCGGUGUCUCAUAAACAAGUAGGCAAGCUAUCCUUGAAAAUCCGAGAAAUUCGUCACCUUGUUCAUCCGGGCGGUUUAGUUUCUUGUGAACCAAUGCAGUUUCUGUUAAUCCGAAAUCGAACCUACUGUUCAAGUGUUCCCAUUUCUGCCACUUCUCAGAUUUCUUGGUACGCUCGUCUUGGCCAAAUCGAGAAUGCUCGAAGAGUGUUCGACCAAAUUCCCCACAAGGGUCUUGUUUCUUGGAACUCUAUAAUUGCUGGCUACUUUCAAAACAACCAACCCACUCAAGCUCGGCGCCUGUUUGAUAAAAUGCCUGAACGAAACACUGUUUCUUGGAAUGGGUUAAUUUCUGGGUAUGUUAAGAACAGAAUGGUAAAGGAAGCUCGACAAGUGUUUGAUACAAUGCCUGAAAGAAAUGUUGUUUCUUGGACUGCCAUGGUUAGAGGGUAUGUAGAGGAUGGGUUGAUUUCAGAAGCUGAGUCUCUUUUUUGGCAAAUGCCGGAGAAGAAUGUUAUAUCGUGGACAGUGAUGUUGGGUGGCCUAAUUCAGGACCGUCGGAUUGAUGAGGCUCGCCGGCUUUUUGAUAUGAUGCCAAUGAAGGAUGUAGUUACUAGGACAAAUAUGAUAUCGGGGUAUUGUCAGGAAGGUCGUUUGGAUGAAGCCCGUGAGCUUUUUGAUGAGAUGCCUCGCAGGAAUGUGAUUGCUUGGACUACUAUGCUUUCGGGUUAUGUCCAGAACCAACAGGUGGACAUUGCUAGGAAGCUUUUUGAGGUGAUGCCAGAGAAGAAUGAGGUCACGUGGACAGCAAUGCUUAUGGGUUACACUCACUGCGGACGGAUUGAAGAGGCCUCGGAGCUUUUUGAUGCGAUGCCCAUUGAGUCAGUUGUUGCUUGCAAUGCAAUGAUUCUAGGACUUGGCCAUAAUGGGGAGGUUGUUAAAGCAAGGAAAGUAUUUGAUCAAAUGAGGGAGAAGGACGAUGGGACGUGGAGUGCAAUGAUAAAGGUUUAUGAACGUAAAGGGUUUGAAUUGGAAGCACUUGAUUUGUUUGCUCUGAUGCAAAGACAAGGAAUUCCAUCCAAUUUUCCUUCUUUGAUCAGUAUUCUGUCUGUUUGUGCUAGCCUGGCAAGUCUUGAUCAUGGUAGACAGGUGCAUGCCAAGUUGUUGAGAUCUUACUUUGAUUCUGAUGUAUAUGUUUCCUCAGUGUUAAUCACAAUGUAUAUCAAAUGUGGUGAUCUUGUUAAGGCAAAAUGGGUGUUUGAUAGGUUUUCUCCUAAGGAUAUUGUUAUGUGGAAUUCUAUAAUUACAGGGUUUGCACAACAUGGUUUGGGUGAGGAAGCUUUACAAGUAUUCCAUGAAAUGUGCUCUUCAGGCAUUGCAGCAGAUGAUGUUACUUUUGUUGGAGUUCUCUCAGCUUGUAGCUAUACAGGAAAGGUUGAAGAAGGGCUUGAAAUUUUUGAGUCCAUGAAAACCAAGUAUCUAGUGGACCCAAGAACCGAACAUUAUGCUUGCAUGGUUGAUCUGCUAGGUCGAGCUGGUCGUUUGAGUGAGGUUAUGAAUUUAAUUGAAAAGAUGCCAGUUGAACCAGAUGCUAUUAUUUGGGGUUCCUUAAUGGGUGCAUGUAGGACACACAUGAACUUGGAUUUGGCUGAAGUUGCAGCAAAAAAACUUUUACAACUCGAGCCCAAAAAUUCCGGGCCGUAUAUUUUGCUAUCAAACAUAUAUGCAUCAAGAGGUAGAUGGGCUGAUGUUGAAGAGCUGAGGAAAAACAUGAGGUCAAGGAAGGUGAGCAAGUCACCUGGUUGUAGCUGGAUUGAGGUGGAGAAGAAAGUCCAUAUGUUUACUGGAGGAGAAAGCAUGCCUCAUCCUGAGCAUUCAAUGAUCAUGAGGAUGUUAGAAAAACUAGGUGGGCUGUUAAGAGAAGCUGGGUAUUCUCCUGAUGGUAGCUUUGUGCUUCAUGAUGUAGACGAAGAAGAGAAGGUGCAUAGCUUGGGACAUCAUAGUGAGAAACUUGCAGUAGCAUAUGGCCUUUUGAAGGUGCCUGAAGGAAUGCCUAUUCGUGUAAUGAAGAACCUUCGAGUUUGUGGAGACUGCCAUUCUGCAAUUAAAUUAAUAGCAAAGGUCACAGGGCGAGAGAUCAUAUUGAGGGAUGCCAAUAGAUUCCAUCACUUUAAGGAUGGGUUAUGUUCAUGCAAGGACUAUUGGUGAUUUCAGUUUAUGGUCUUGGUGUAAUGGACAUGCAUAUGACACCAGUUAGCAAGUGGUAAAUCUAUUGUUCAAGAGGCCCAUGAUCAUAUUAUCUGCUCUGGACUGGACUGUUCUUACCUGGAAGGAAGAUGCGACAAAUUGAGUUUGAACCAUCUUUUCAACCAUUUUGAUUUACCAUUCAAUCAAAUGGUGUGUGGAAUACAUGGUGCGAAGUUGCACUUCCUAUUUAGUGCAACAUUUGUUCAGGUAAUUGAAAACUCGUGUGUGCCUACUUGAGCAAUGAGAAGCCUUCAGGAUUGUGGGGACUGCCAUGCUGCUAUGAAAUUAAUAACAGAAGUCAGAGGGAGGAAGAUUAUUUUUGAGGGCGCAGAAGUGCAGAUAUAUGCCAUCAUUUUAAGGGUCGGGUGUGGUCUUACAGGGACUAUUGGUGAUUGCACAGUGACUAAUCUUGAACAGUUUGACAAAAUAAUAAAAAGGACAUAUUAAUGUUGUUAUGUAAAAAAUUGACAUGUUCAAAGGAUCAUCUGCUCCAAACAGAUCUUUUGUGUGAGGCGAACAAGGGUGAGAUGAAGAUUGGGAAAAAGACAGAUGAUCUUUCGUCGAUCCCCGAUUAUAAGUUCUCGUUGACCACCGAACAAGAAAAAUUUCAAUUAUUUCAACUACAUUGAAUGAUCUUUCGAAUUGGUCAAGACUAUCCAGUUUAUAGCUGCCUCUCUGUGGUGAUAUAACAAACUGUAUUUGAAUAUGCAAUUAUAAAGAGUUGAUCAUAAUAGUUAGCAUGCAAAUUUUUGAAGCUUGAAGUUCAUACAAACUAAGGUAACCUUUAUGUGUGACUUUAUUAAUCCUUCAUCAUGUUUAAUUUUGCAGCUAUUGCUGUAACCAAACUGAAUUUGUGAUUGGGUUUUAAAGACUGAAAUCUCUCUCCUAUCAACUAAGGCUCUUUUUUUUUUUUUUUGGAAAGGAGGCAAUUUUGUAUUUAUCAUUUGUUACAAUUCUAAUUUGGAUGCUAUUUGAUGAAACAAUUGAAUUC